AUGUUUGAGAAUGGUCUGCUGCGGGAUAUAGACACCUCGAGAGAUAUAACUAAACUUUUACAGAAACGUGCCAAAAGAUUAAGAGAAGAACGAGCUAAACAGGUACAAGAAGAAGCUCAAAGUGUUCAACAGGAAGAUAGUGAUCAAGAUGGUGAUAGUGACGAGGCUAGUGAUGAAGAUCAUGAUAACAAAAGGCAUAAGGGUGGUAAAGUAUAUGAAGAUAGUGAAUAUUUGAGAGGACUAAGAGACUUUGGUCCAGAAGAUACUUAUGAAAUUUGGUUACAAGAGAAACAUAUAAAUAAAAAUUUUGACAAAUUUCUAGAAAAACCUGUAAAGAAGAAGAAAUCUAAGAAAUCAGCUAAUGAAGAACUGUUCCAAUCAAAUAAUCAACAAUCUCAGAAUAACUCAGAUCAAGAAGAUCAAAAUGAAGAUCAAAAUGACAAUGAUGAUGAUGACGAUGGAAAUAAUUAUGAUGAUGAUGAUGAAAGUGGUUCUAAAAGUUCGAAAAUUGCCUUAUCAAAAGGCCGUUAUAAAAUUAAAAAACAAGGUCUUGAAAUAUUACCAUAUAUUGAUACAAUUGAAGAUGAUUUAGCUCGUGAUCGUGCAUCAUACAUCUUGGGAAUUAGAUUACCAUAUUCAAGAAAACAUACAUUUAUUCUAACAAAAUUAUUACAUUUAAAUAUUUUGAAAAGAAAUUGGGAUGUUGCAUAUAGAUGUUUCAGUAUAUUAAUAAGAGUACCAUUCAUUGGUAUAAGGUCUAUAUGGCCUUUAGGAAUUGAAGUAUUAACAAGAUUAUCAGAAGAAAAAUUUAAACAAACUCAACCUGAAAAUUCUAUUGAUUUUUAUCAAUUGAAAACAAUGAAAACUGGAAAUCUUUCAACAAGAUUAGGUCAAUUUAAAGAUGAACAAUUUUUAACUUGGUUACAAAAUUUUUAUCCACCAACUAGAUCUCAACAUCCAACUUUUAUGAAAACUCCACAACCUUUUAGAAUUUCAUCAAAAAUUACUGCACCAGUAUUUGUUUUAAAUUUAAUUUGGACUUUAAUUAUGAAACAAGAUUUCCAAAAAGUUAAUGAUAAAUUAUCUGAAAUGCUUUUACAACCACCAUAUAUUAAUGAUGGAACUUUUUUUUUCUUACAAGGAUUUUCUUAUCAAUUAGAAGCUUCUCAAUUAUGUCAUGAAACAAAAAUUGAUAAAUCUAAAAUUGAAAUUCUUAUUCAAAAUUGUAAAAAAUUUUAUAAAGAAGCUAAAGAAAAAAAUGCAACUUUCCCAGAAGAUUUAGUUAAUAAUGAAUUAAAUUUUAUUUUACGUAAAAUAAGUGAUGUUGAUAUGAAUUUAGGUGAUGAUGAAGAUGAAGAAGAAGAUGAUGAUAAAGAUGAAGAGGAGGAUGAAGAGGAAGAAGAAACAAAAGGUUCAAAAUCUAGCAAUAAAACAAGUUCAGAUCCAAUUGAUAAAUCAAUGAUGAGCUCUCCAUCAAAUGGUUCAACAUCAAAUGCUUUGAAUGGUAUUAAAACUGAACCAAAUAAUGAUUUUGAUAUAGAUAUGGAUAUUUCAGGAAAUAAUUUUGAAAAUGAUGAUGAUGAUGAUGAUGAUGAAUCAUUACAUAAAUUUAAUUCACCAUCGAAAAGCUUAAGCACAUCAUCUCCUUAA
Molecule: messenger RNA, 1650 nt
Organism: Hansenula ciferrii
Lineage: Eukaryota; Fungi; Ascomycota; Saccharomycetes; Phaffomycetales; Wickerhamomycetaceae
Gene: RRN11
Product: Rrn11p
Exons: 1
Coding region: 1-1650 (549 amino acids)
Biological process (GO): transcription initiation at RNA polymerase I promoter; nucleolar large rRNA transcription by RNA polymerase I
Cellular component (GO): RNA polymerase I core factor complex
Molecular function (GO): RNA polymerase I core promoter sequence-specific DNA binding; TBP-class protein binding; RNA polymerase I general transcription initiation factor activity
Source: RefSeq, a predicted model, not a curated record